UUUCUAUGGAUUUUACUCAAAAUCCUAACUCAUGUCGUUCGAUCAGGAAGAGAAAUCGAACCCUAGUUACGGGGGCGACGAGGAGAACUUCAUCGAUUGGCCAUUUCCACAGCAAUCACGUGUCAUCUCCGAUGCUCUUCGACCCGCAAUUUUUUUCUCUCGUUUCUCCAUUGACUCCUAUCGACUCUACCAGUCCAGAUAUGAAACCCCAUUUCCCAUCAGUCUAGCUCAUUAUGCCAGACAGAUUUGCCUCUCCUCCCGAUGGACCGCUACCUCUCGCGAAAGAGACCACGCAGUCAACCAGCGUCCAUCGCAGACGAUGACGAUGGCGAUGACGACACCUCCACCGACAUCAAGCUGGCCCAGCUCGUAUCCCUCUUCGUAGAGAUCCCACAGGAUAUUCUGCUCGAUAUCCUCGUCUCCAGCGGUGGUUCCGUACAAGCGGCCAUCUCCACACUCACCACGCAACAGCACGAUGGGAUAACCCGCACGGGAAAACGCAGCGCAUCCACAAUCCAAACCUCACUCUCUGCACACAUCCUCCGCUCUCCAAAAGACCCUGAGAGCAGCACACCCAAGAAGAAGGAGAAGGAGAAAACCACUCGACCACCGCCCCCGCUCAUCCAAAAGGGCAAAACCCUCCACCUGUUCGCUCCCGAAGACAUCGCAUCCCACACCCCCUGCACCAUCAUCCACAACUUCCUCCCCGCACACGAAGCCAACGCCCUCCUCCUCGAACUGCUCGACGAAUCCCCGCAUUUCUCCCGCUACCGGUUCCAGCUCUUCGACCGCACCGUGCAAUCCCCGCACUCGACCUCCGUUUACGUUUCCACUCCGCACGACUACAAUUCCCAUGCCCAGGAUUACACCUACGGCGGCACCUACCGGUCCAAUGUCCGCGAGGCCACCCCACACCUACGCGCUGUCUCCGCGCGCGUCCAGCAGGCUGUGAACGAGCACAUCCAAGCCCGGAUCCGGGAUGUCUACCCGGACGGCAAGAAACUCAAGUACCAGUCUCCGCGCGCGUGGGUGCCCAACGCGGCCUUUGUGAAUUGCUACGAUGGCCCCGCGGAAAGUGUCGGGUAUCAUUCGGACGAGCUGACUUAUCUGGGGCCCAGACCGGUGAUUGGGAGUUUGAGUUUAGGCGUGCAGCGGGAGUUCCGUGUUAGGAGGAUUGUGCCAAGGGAGGAGGAUCCGGGAGUAGAAGGUGGGGAUGCGGGUGCGGGUGCGGGUGACGAUGACGAUGACGAUGACCGCGAGGAAGCAACAGCAGGGGGUGGCUCCGCUGCCGAGAUGCGUGGUCAUUCUCAGGGCCAGAUCUCGAUUGCUCUCCCGCACAACUCACUUCUCAUCAUGCAUGCUGACAUGCAGGAGGAGUGGAAGCAUGCGAUUGUUCCCGCGCAGACUAUCACCCCGCAUUCCUUGGCUGGGAACCGAAGGAUUAAUGUCACCUAUCGCUGGUAUCGCGACUCGCUGCAUCCCAGGAAUAUCCCGCGGUGUCGCUGUGGUGCGCAUGCUAUCCUGAAGUGUCCUCAGCGGAAGCGAGACACGAGAGGUCGCUACAUGUGGACGUGUUUUAUGGGGCAUGUGCCUGGGAAGAAGGGAUGUGGCUUCUUCCAGUGGGCCGAGUUUGAUGAUGACGGCGAGCCGCUGUGGAAACAUCCCCAAGCCAAGAAUGAGCAAGAUGAGAAUGCUCCAAAAUUGACCAGUUUUGCGGGCUAACCAAUGAUCUUAUGUCCAAGUAAAUGUUCUCGCGAAUAGACUGGGAUUGCACAUGUAAAGCUAACCUACAUACACAAGCGUUUGUUUAAACCAGCCUCCACCCGGCCUAUAAGAGCUACAUGAUUCCCAUAAAGACAAGACUGCCGAGAAAACCAGGAAUCCUACAGUCUUUGCUGCAUAUCGUGGUCAACACAAAUCAUUUGACAUCUGAUACUAGAGGACUGCAAGGUAUGAAUGGAUCUCGUGUAUGAUGCGGGUUGUAAUCCAUAAUAAAGGCGGUUGCC
This is a messenger RNA of Aspergillus ochraceoroseus IBT 24754, 2006 nucleotides long. Its product is annotated as putative CUE domain protein. The transcript has 2 exons. The coding region runs from base 262 to 1722 and encodes 486 amino acids. Gene Ontology annotation, biological process: DNA alkylation repair; DNA repair. The record is from RefSeq and is a predicted model, not a curated record. Lineage: Eukaryota; Fungi; Ascomycota; Eurotiomycetes; Eurotiales; Aspergillaceae. Gene Ontology annotation, molecular function: zinc ion binding; ubiquitin binding; dioxygenase activity. Gene Ontology annotation, cellular component: nucleus.